AUGGCCUCCCCCGAGUCGCUCACUCAGGUUCUCAAAUCACUCUCCAUCACUCCCACCACGUCUGUGUCGCAUGGGGAGACGACUUCUCCUGCUGCAUGGCGAGAGGCACUCCAGGGCACACAGCAGGUCCCGAACGACUUCGAACUCAUUAAGACGCUGGUGUUCAAGCCCAAGACCGCAAAAUCUGCUACCCCGAUUCCCGUGGUUGUAAUCGCACGCGAUGAGACCGAGACCAACUCCAAUGCUCUUGGGAAAAAGCUGAAUCUAAAAGAGCUCAGGCUCGCGUCGGAGGAUCUGCUUUCCGAGUUCUUCUCACUCAAUAAGGACUCUCUCUCUCCCCUCGCUUUGGACGCACAGACAUUCCCGAAGGUCGUCACUGUUGUUGAUGCUUCUCUCGCUACCUCUACGGCCCCACUGGCCAUCCGAGCAUCUUCCUCAAGCUCAACCCUAUUCCUCUCCGGAAGAGAUAUCCUUACCUACCUUCGCACGCUCGAGACCGCAGAGACCAAACUGAUCGAAGUGGAUUUCGCAGCUCUGAAGACGGAGGCUGUGGGUGGUGUGACUGCGCAGGCGAAGACAGAGAAGAAGGAAAAAAAGGAUAAAAAGUCGGAGAAAGAGGAGGCGAAGAUCGAGGGCGCUGUGCAGGUUGCUAUCGGGGUGAAGAAGGAGGUUGAUUUUGCGGCAUGGUAUACUAAUGUUCUCCUCAAGGCAGAUAUGAUUGACUAUUACAGCGUGAGCGGAUGUUACAUCCUCAAACCGUGGUCAUAUAGUAUUUGGGAGAUUAUCCAAGAAUGGUUCAACUCAAAGAUCAAGGAAAUGGGCGUCGACAACGCGUCUUUUCCCAUGUUUAUCUCCCAGAAAGUAUUAGAGCGUGAAAAGGACCAUAUUGAAGGUUUCUCCCCAGAAGUUGCGUGGGUUACACGGGCUGGCCAAUCGGACCUCGAGGAACCCAUCGCUAUUCGCCCCACGUCGGAGACUGCGAUGUAUCCUUACUACGCAAAAUGGAUCAAGAGCCACCGUGACCUUCCCUUGAAACUGAAUCAAUGGAACAGUGUUGUCCGAUGGGAGUUCAAGAACCCUCAGCCUUUCCUCCGCACGCGUGAAUUCCUUUGGCAGGAAGGACACACUGCGCAUCUGACAAAGCCUGAGGCUGAUACCGAAGUGCAUCAGAUUUUGGACCUUUACCGCAGGGUCUACGAAGAGCUCUUGGCUGUCCCCGUUAUCCCUGGCAUAAAGUCGGAGAAGGAGAAGUUUGCCGGUGGAUUGUACACCACGACUGUUGAAGGCUUUAUUCCAACCUCCGGGCGCGGUAUUCAGGCAGCCACGUCUCAUUGCCUGGGGCAGAACUUCUCAAGGCCGGAGAUGUUUAACAUCUUCGUCGAGGAUCCCAACGACCCGACUGGUCAGGGCAAGACCUAUGUUUGGCAGAAUAGCUGGGGUCUGUCAACGCGCACGAUUGGUGUCAUGGUCAUGGUACAUGGCGAUAACCAAGGUCUCGUCCUUCCCCCGCGCGUUGCGAGCGUGCAGGUCGUCGUCGUCCCAUGUGGUAUCACAGCGAAGACAAGCGAGGCGCAGAGGACGGAAAUCAACGACAAGUGUCAGGUGCUUGUCGACACUCUUAGAAAGGUGGGUGUGCGCGCCAAGGCAGAUUUGAGGGACGGGUACACCCCUGGAUGGAAGUUCAACGAGUGGGAGCAGAAGGGAGUGCCCUUGCGGUUGGAGAUCGGGCCUCAGGACUUGGUGAAGAAGCAGACACUCGGUGUCCGCCGAGACACAGGCGUGAAGGCACCUCUCGCUCUGGCGGAGUUGGACAAAGCCGUUCCGGCGUUGUUGGAGACCAUCCAGCGGGAGAUGUUUGAGAAAGCUAAGGAGACCUUCACGUCCCGUACCAAGGAAGUCACGAAAUGGGAGGAAGUGGUUCCGACAUUAGAUGACAAGUGUGUCGUGGCCUUGCCGUGGUGCGAGGUGGAGGAAUGUGAGGACGAUAUCAAAGAGCGCAGUGGCCGAGCUGCGGAGCCCCAGGACGAACGUGCCCCUUCUGCUGGUGCCAAGUCACUUGCAAUUCCUUUUGAUCAGAGCCGUUGGACGCCCAUUGAGCCUGGCAAGACCAAGUGUCCUGCGUGUGGUCGUGAUGCGAAACGGUGGACCCUGUUUGGCCGCUCGUAUUAA
Molecule: messenger RNA, 2169 nt
Organism: Heterobasidion irregulare TC 32-1
Lineage: Eukaryota; Fungi; Basidiomycota; Agaricomycetes; Russulales; Bondarzewiaceae
Exons: 8
Coding region: 1-2169 (722 amino acids)
Biological process (GO): prolyl-tRNA aminoacylation
Cellular component (GO): aminoacyl-tRNA synthetase multienzyme complex; cytoplasm
Molecular function (GO): ATP binding; proline-tRNA ligase activity; aminoacyl-tRNA deacylase activity
Source: RefSeq, a predicted model, not a curated record